CUUGUAACUUAUAAUGCACUAGCUUAGGGUUUGAGCAGGGGAGCAAGCGAGAUACCGAUUACUCUAAGAAAAUACUGCGGUUUCAGUUGAUCGGAGAGAGAUGCCGACGUACAAAAUCAGGGGAAUCGAUGUGGAUUUCCCCUUCCAGGCUUACGAUUGCCAGCUUGUUUACAUGGAAAAAGUCAUCCAAUCUCUUCAAAAUAGAUGUAAUGCACUGUUAGAGAGUCCCACUGGGACUGGAAAGACACUGUGUCUCUUGUGUGCCACAUUGGCUUGGAGGAAGAGUUUGGGUGCUUUUUCAUUACGCAAGUAUGAAAGAAGAGGUCAAAAUGGAUCCAGCCAGGAGUUAGAUCCCUAUUCGGUAUCACAGUCUGAAUCCUCAAGAUUACCUGCUAUUGUGUAUGCAUCACGAACUCACAGUCAGAUUAAGCAAGUGAUCGAUGAGCUAAAAAGGACAAAUUACAGGCCCAGAAUGGUGGUAUUAGGAUCCCGAGAGCAAUUGUGCAUUCAUGAAGAAGUUAGUUUACUUCGUGGGAGAACACAAACAAAUGCCUGCCACUUGCUUUGCAAAAAACGGACAAAGCGUUAUUGUGCCCAUUUUUCUCGCGUUGCAGAGUUCGUGAAAGGUAAUCCCAAUUUAGGAGAUGAACCUAUUGACAUAGAGGACUUGGUCAACAUUGGGAGAAGCAAUAGCACGUGCCCUUAUUAUAUUUCACGAGAUCUUCACAAGUCUGUUGACAUCUUAUUUGCACCUUACAACUAUCUUAUCGACCGGGAGAACCGAAAAUCAUUGUCUAUUGAGUGGUCAAACAGUAUACUUAUCUUUGAUGAAGCUCACAACUUGGAAAGCUUGUGCGCUGAUGCAGCCUCUUUCGACAUACCAUCAGGGCUUCUGACAGCUUGCGUCUCUGAAGCAAAAAAUUGUGUUGACCUUUCCAUUGCCAGGAGGGAGAAGUCAAGUGACAAAUCAUGCAAUCCAGAUAACUUUGCCAUUCUCAGAGCACUUCUUUUGAAGCUUGAGAAGAGAAUUGGUGAAGUGCCAAUUGAUUCAAAAGAAUUAGGCUUUACAAAACCUGGUACUUACAUUUAUGAGCUACUUGCUGAUCUUAACAUCAAUCAGAAAACUGCCAACAUGCUCAUUGAUAUAAUUGAAGAAGCAACAUUACUUCUUGAGGAAGAUGCAAGUGUUGCUAAUAAUGAAGGAUUAAACAAGUCAAAAGGAAGCGUCUGUAGGCUGGAAAGCAUGGGUGAUAUUCUUAAAAUGAUUUUUAGAGAUGAUGGUAAUCCUCAUGCAAAAUACUAUCGUGUUCAUGUUCAGGAAGUUGAAGGAAGUGGUCCUGAUGCCUUUAAAGGUAAGGCAUCUAGAACACUAAGUUGGUGGUGUUUCAAUCCCGGAAUUGCCAUGGAAGAGUUUUCCAAAUUGGGUGUUGCAUCUAUUAUAUUGACGUCAGGCACACUAUCCCCAAUGGAUUCAUUUGCUGAGGAAUUAAAGCUAGAAUUUCCAAUUCGUUUGGAAAAUCCUCAUGUCAUAUCAGAAAAUCAAGUAUGGGCAGGGGUUGUACCUGUUGGCCCAUCUGGCUAUCCUUUCAACUCUUCCUAUCGAAGUCGUGAUUCUCUUCAAUACAAGUUAGAUCUUGGCAAUGCCAUUGUCAACUUGGCUCGAAUUGUACCAGAUGGACUUCUUGUAUUCUUUCCAUCAUACUAUUUUUUGGACCAAUGUAUUGGGUGCUGGAAAUCUGCGGGUAAUGGAAACCAAACAAAUUCUAGUACAAUCUGGGAAAGAAUAUGCAAGCACAAGUUACCUGUAGUGGAACCAAGACAAUCAUCUCUCUUUCCUUCAGCAAUUGAAGACUAUAUGUCUAAGUUAAAGGACAGAUCAGCUUCUGGAGCUGCAUUUUUUGCCGUUUGUCGUGGCAAGGUGAGUGAAGGAUUGGAUUUUGCUGACCAUGCUGGUAGAGCUGUGGUGAUCACUGGCAUACCAUUUGCAACCAGAAAUGAUCCUAAGGUUCGUUUGAAGCGUGAAUAUUUGGAUCAACAAACACAAUUGCAACAAUCUAUUUCUAAGGGCCUGACUGGAGAAGAGUGGUACAGUCAAGAAGCAUCAAGGGCUGUAAAUCAGGCUGUUGGUCGUGUCAUUCGCCAUAAGCAUGACUAUGGAGCAAUCAUUUUUUGUGAUGAAAGGUUCACUAAUCCAAAUCAUCAAGCACGAGUAUCACUUUGGAUAAAGCCUCAUAUUAAGUGUUACUCCAAAUUUGGAGAUGUAGUUUUCUCACUUACUCGAUUUUUUCGAGAUGGAGGGAUUCAUGGCCCAUCAAAGCUAGAGAUGAUGCGACCUAAUGCAAGGGAAAAUGUCAGCCAAGUAAAAGACUGCAAACCUCCACUUGAUAUUAAGAUUUCUAUCCCUUUGACCUUGCCUGUGGAGCAACCUUGCUCUGUUGACUCAGUAUCUUCUGCACUUAAAGCCAAACAUUGCAGAAGCUCCAGUAAUCUCGAUGAAAUAGUUCCAGCCAAUCGGUCAUCUCUGAAGUCUGACAAGCUAGUUCAGAAAUUGGAUAUGAAGCGGUCAAGUAGUUUGUUUGAAUUUGAAAACAAAUUUUUACCCUCUUUGAGGAAAACCACGCUGGCUAGCAAUCACAAAUUGAUUGACUUGACAGAAAGUAAAUCUGGUGAGGUGAUUGCACCUUGUUCUUCGAAGAGGCCUAGAUUGGUUAUAACGGGACCGGAUAAGGUAUGUUGCAAGAAUUCAUCAGAGAAUCAAUGUUGCAAUAUGUUGAAGGAUGAGAAAUUAACGCUUUCUGGAUCUCAAGACACGAUAAAAAUGCUACCAAAAGAUGAGCUGACAUUGCAAACAAAGGUCACUUCGUGUAAUGACCAUGGAAAACCGUCUGGCUCUGUUACAUCUUCUGAGGAUGCAGAAAACAAAGGAUCCAUAUUUCUUGUCCAGGUUCGCGAGAAGCUUAGUGACGUAGAAUACAAAGAAUUUGUUGGUUACUUAAAGGCUCUGAAGUCCAAAGCAAUGAAAAUUGGGCAUGUUUUGGAAUCUGUUGCAAGAUUAUUUUCUCUUCCUGAUAGACUACCUCUGCUUCACAGAUUCAAGGAUUAUAUUCCUGCCAAGUAUCGAUCUUUAUAUGAGCAGUAUAUAAAUAAGCGAUGACGCCACUACCGGUCUUAAACAAUGUGAUCACCUGUUGUAAAUAUGCCAACCCCUACCCUAAACCUGCUCGAGAAGAUUUUUGAGACUUGAAGGGAAGUUGCGCCUCUAGUACACACCGGAUUCUGGAUCUCCGGCAGCCAAAGAUCCUGAAGAAACAAGGGCUAUUAGUCUGCAACAAGAUUUAGUGUGCCUGAAAUUUUCUGAUCUUGAAUAGAAACUACUGCUAACUGGAGUUAACUUUUUGCUGUAUGUAUUACUUGCAAAUGUAGUCUCAAUCUUUGAUUGCAAUAGUAAAUUCUUUGCAUUUUUCACC
Molecule: messenger RNA, 3467 nt
Organism: Ipomoea nil (Japanese morning glory)
Lineage: Eukaryota; Viridiplantae; Streptophyta; Magnoliopsida; Solanales; Convolvulaceae
Product: regulator of telomere elongation helicase 1
Exons: 24
Coding region: 101-3154 (1017 amino acids)
Biological process (GO): regulation of double-strand break repair via homologous recombination; negative regulation of DNA recombination; negative regulation of t-circle formation
Cellular component (GO): nucleus
Molecular function (GO): DNA polymerase binding; hydrolase activity, acting on acid anhydrides, in phosphorus-containing anhydrides; DNA binding
Source: RefSeq, a predicted model, not a curated record